Molecule: messenger RNA, 1506 nt
Organism: Dichomitus squalens LYAD-421 SS1
Lineage: Eukaryota; Fungi; Basidiomycota; Agaricomycetes; Polyporales; Polyporaceae
Product: cytochrome P450
Exons: 3
Coding region: 1-1467 (488 amino acids)
Molecular function (GO): monooxygenase activity; heme binding; iron ion binding
Source: RefSeq, a predicted model, not a curated record
AUGACCACACUGCACGCCUCCUUCACGAGUUCAUUCUCGAUUCUCGAUGUUGUAUUACUGUCUCUCGCUGCUUUAGCUUAUGGCGUACAUCGCCUCUUGAGGGUACCUUCUCACCUGCGGCACAUCCCCACAGUUCCACUGUGGCCGCUCAUGAAGAGCUAUCUGUUGGGGGAGUGCGAAGAGCAACGGGUAAAACGGCUGGUCCUUCCUUUUGCCAAAGAGAACAACACGCACGUCGUCCUCGUCUUCUGCCUCGGGGACUGGAUGGUACAGGUCCUCGAGCCCAAAAUAGGGAAGGAGUUGCUCGAGAACCCCGCUGUACGCAAGCAGCAACAGCCCGACGACAUGCUGCUCUGGAGGCUCAUAGGGCGCAACAACGUCUUCAUGUCCGACGGCGAGAUGUGGAAGCGGCAAUCCAGGAUAAUGCGCGACGCACUCCGACAGACGACUCCCAUUGACGUCUUCACGAGCCUCGCGCGCACGACGUUCUCUCUUAUCGGCGAUGGUGGCCGGGUUCGAUGGAGCGACUACACGAACCGCUACACCCUCGACGCGGUCGGGACGACGGUCAUCGGCUACGAUUUCGAGGCCCUCGCCAAGCCUCAUGGCAACUUUGUCCGGCGGUAUCACGACGUCAUGUCAGCGAUCGCUAGUCCUGCGUACGUCGUACUCCCAUCGCUUGAACGCUGGCUUCCUCGUUGGAGUGUCCGCAAGAUGGUGGACAGCUUCGUCGACGACUUCUGCAAGAUCCUUCAGGAGAAGCGCGAAAAGCCUGGCAACGACGUGAUUACGCACAUGUUCCAGGAACCAGGCAUGACGGAGGUCGAAUACCGCGACAAUGCCAUCGUGACCUUCAUCGGCGGCCAUGACACGACGGCGGGUGCCCUCGCCACAACGGUGUACUUCUUAGCACGCUUCCAAGACAUACAAGCUAAGUUACGCGAGGAAGUCCACCAGGUGUUAGGCGAUGAAGAUCCGCGGGCAGACCACUACCACCAUACCCCCUACCUGAACGCCAUCAUCCGCGAAUCCAUGCGCUACAACACCCCCACGAACGUCACAGUGCCGCGCAUCGCCGACGUCCCUGUGCAGGUCGGAGGUUACAUGGUCCCAGCGGGCACCGCGAUGGCGCUCAACAUGUGCGCCGCGCACCACAACGAAGCCGUAUGGAGCGCCCCCGCCAUCUUCGACCCCGACCGGUUCCUCGACGAAGCGAAGAUCGACUCGGGCAACUGGGUCUCAUUCGGCCUGGGCCCCCGCCGGUGCCCCGCGAAGAACUUUUCGCUGUACGAGCAGCGCGUGCUGAUCAGCAUGCUCCUGCGGGAGUACCGGUGGACGCUGCCCGAUGACUCGCCGCACCGGGACUUCCUCAAGAACGGCUUCUCGGCGUUCGCGCUGAGCCUCCCGGACAACGUCGAGAUCGACUUUGUCCGGAUCGCGCCCAACACGACGUUCACGCCUAUGUAACGAUUUUUCCUCCAGCCGCGUAGCUUACCGCGCUCCAUG